AUGCUGGAUCCAAUAAAUCCACCAACAUCGCCUUAUAUGGAGUCUGAUGCUCUAACUCCUCUACCGUCGUCUCAAAUAGACCCUAAUAAUGAUGGACCAGCAACAACUGAGGAACCUACACCGCAACCAACUCUGGAAGAACCAGAAACUAAGAAACCAAAACUAGCACCCAAACCAACAGCUACAACAGCUAGAGCAGCUUCGUCCUCAGCAGCUGGUACUGCCGGUGGCAGUACUGGUACCGGUACUGGUACUGGUACUGGCUCAGCCCCUAAAAAGCUGAGUGCCGAAGCAUUGAGAAGGAGAAGAGAAAAUCGACAGCGAGCAGCAGCAGCACUAGCCCAGAACUUGAAAAAUUCAGGAGUAGGACGAUUUGAACAAGAAAAUGGGUUUGGGUUGACGGCCGUGCAGCCUAUUCCCUUGAUCAAUCAGAAAAACUAUUAUACAGAGUAUUUGAAAAAAGACGAACAAGUUGGCUUUAUACGUAAUUGGAGGCUUGAAAGAGAUUUGCAAAAUAAGUUGAGAAAGUUGAAGCAAAAUGGAGAAAUUGAUAAGCUUGAGGAAGUGAAGAAUUUUAACGAUUUUGAUUUAAAUAAUAUUGAAAAUGAGUUGAAGAAGAAAACAGAGGUUGAUGACGAGGAUGUGGAGGAGGAGGAAGAAGAAGAAACCGAAGAAUUACGGCAGGAAAAGGCCAAGAUUGGUGAAGAUGUCAUUGUUUUGCAGCCAGGGUCAGCAUACAUACGAUUGGGUAGAGCUACAGAUGCUGUCCCCAUAGUGAUACCAAAUGUGAUAGCAGUGAGAAAAAGAACCAAGACAGAAAAAACGAUAUUACCUCACAGAGAAGUGGAUGAGGAUAGGAUAGUGCUUAACAAUGAGUUUGAUGAACAAAGAUCAAUCGUGUCGAAGGACUUCCGCGCAAGAAUGAGAUACUAUAAAAGGAGAAUAUUACCAAACUCAAGAGAAACGGUGGCAAACUAUAAUAGGAAGCAAGAGCCAGAGAAAAUACCAGACCACAAUGACCCCGAUAGGAAGGAAUGGAUUAAACCAGAUUCAAGAAAGUUUUACACAGGAGAAGAUGCAUUACAGUUAGUCUUGAAUGAUGAGUGGUGUUUGAGGUAUCCAAUGAUAAAUGGAAACUUCAAUGAGUAUUCAAAAGACUAUGAAUCUAGACAAGAAAUUUUGGGCGAUUUGACAAACAUCAUACAGAGUGCUUUAAAAGGUGUUGACGUGGCAAAUAUGAAAGUAAUGCUUUUGAUACCGGAUUUGUAUGAUAAGACUUAUGUUGAGGCAUGGUGUGAGUUGUUAUUAAAGUUUAUCGGAUUUGGCAAGAUUGGGAUAAUACAGGAGGCAGUGGCCGCCACCUUUGGAGCAGGUGCUUCCACUACAUGUAUAGUUGAUGUUGGAGCACAAACUACAAAAGUGAGUUGUGUAGAUGAAGGUAUGAUCAUUAGUGAUUCUAGGAUAUUGUUGAAUUAUGGAGGCGACAAUAUAACUGAAACAUUUAUUAAAUUAGCCUUGGAAAACUGGUUUCCAUAUCGUGAUAUCAACUUAUCAAACUCAUAUGACUGGAAGCUUGCAAUGUCGUUGAAGAAGAAUUUUGCUACCUUCCAAGAUGCCGAUAUUGCUAUCCAGUUGUAUAAUUUCUACAAAAGAAAUCCCUAUCAAUUAACUGAAAAAUUUGAAUUCAAGGUUUUUGAUGAGGUGAUGUUGGCACCAAUGGGGUUGUUUUUCCCAGAUUUGUUUCAAGAGCCGCCACUGAGUCCUGCUUUUCAUAGUCUGACGAAACCUACAAAUAUGACGAUGAAACAUUUGUUCCCCAAAUCUUUAGAUCAGUAUAAUAGCAAAUCCAACAAUCCUAGGAGUAAAUCACAAGACAAGCUAAAGACCAAUUUGAAUUAUUGUGAUGUUGACGAAAUGGGGUUACUUAUGAGAUUAGUUGACGACAGCGCUGAGGCGAAUAACACACCACUUAAGAUACCACUAGAGAAAGCGAUUGUUGAGUCCAUCACCAAUGCUAGUUUGAGUGACCCAACCAAAAUGAAAAAGUAUUAUGACAACAUUUUGGUUGUUGGUGGAGGUCUUGCAAAAAUUGAUGGCUACGACCUAAUCCUCGCUGAUAGAAUAAAUAUAUGGAGACCAAAGUAUUUGUCUACAACGGCAUUUGGGUCCAUUAUCGAGUACCUCAACUCGGAGAUAAAGAACAGCACUUUGAAGAAACAGCAGAUGAUUGAAGAAGCUAAAGGAGACGAGCAAGAAUUAGCACAAGAGGUUUUUGAUAAGAUUGACGCCGAGUGUGAAUUGCAAUUAGAUCUUGACCAUGUGGAUGAGCUCAACGAGGAAGGCUCUUUAAUACCAAUCAACAUCUUGCCAACACCUAGAGAAUUUGAUCCAUCAAUGUUGACGUGGAAGGGCGGCAGCGUUUAUAGCAGAUUGAAGGUGGUUAAUGAGAUGUGGAUCACUCAAAAGGAUUGGGAUUUGUUGGGCAGUAGAAGCUUGUACUAUAAGAGUAUAUUUAAUUAUUAG
Lodderomyces oxycetoniae is the source of this 2523-nucleotide messenger RNA. It is a transcript of the gene ARP8, whose product is annotated as Arp8p. The record is from RefSeq and is a predicted model, not a curated record. Bases 1 to 2523 code for a protein of 840 amino acids. Gene Ontology annotation, biological process: double-strand break repair; regulation of DNA-templated transcription. The transcript has a single exon. NCBI's taxonomy places the organism in Eukaryota, Fungi, Ascomycota, Pichiomycetes, Serinales, Debaryomycetaceae. Gene Ontology annotation, cellular component: Ino80 complex.